Messenger RNA from Actinia tenebrosa (Australian red waratah sea anemone), 2398 nucleotides. Its product is annotated as protein-lysine N-methyltransferase EEF2KMT-like. The record is from RefSeq and is a predicted model, not a curated record. Lineage: Eukaryota; Metazoa; Cnidaria; Anthozoa; Actiniaria; Actiniidae. Gene Ontology annotation, cellular component: protein-containing complex.
ACCCCUUAAAAAUACAAAUUCAGUGAAAUUUAGCAAGAAAAACCCUUAAAUACAACCUUACAUUUAAGGACAAGUCAAUGAUAAACAAAUUACACGAAUUUUCUUUCCAAACAAGCAAAGGAUUGAGCAAGAUGGAUUGGAUAAAUACUUACAUUUCUUUACAAAUCCAAAACAAAAUGGCGACGCACAGAGAAAACCAAACGAAAGAGCCUGAGUACUAGCUUGAAGAUUCUAGAUCCCAGUGCUAUUUUUUCGCGCGGUCAUCAAAAUGGCGGCAAACAUGAAGACUGAAGAACAAGAACAACAAGAGAUCUUGUUCUCUAUACAAAAACAGUAUUUUCAAAUGGUACCAAUCAAAUUUUUUGACUGGAAGAAUAUCGCACAAUAUUUAGACAGUACUUUACAGAAAGUCAUAUUACGAAAGACUUACAUGAGCAAUGAGUUUGUCAAGUACACUCCUUCAAUUAGGUACAAGAGGAUGUUCCUAAAACAGCUGAUGAAGAUCAGUGAGGAAGCAAACCAUGAACUUGUAGAUGAGCUUUAUGAAUGUUAUGCAGAAGUUAUUAGCGAAGUGGAUGAUGAUCAGAGCCCUUGCUACAAGACUUAUAUUCUUCCAUCUGGUUCUGGUAUUAUUGUGGAAGAAUCACAAAACAUAAUUUCUCAGGGAACGACUGGCCUUAGCACUUGGCAGGCAGCUCUUUACAUGCUGGAGUGGGUUUUGGAAAAUAGCAAAGAGUUUGAAAACAGAAAUGUGGUUGAGCUGGGCUGUGGUCUUGGUCUAUUAGGACUGUCCAUCUGCAUGAGCUAUAGCCCUCAGCAUUAUGUCUUUACUGACUGUCAUGAAGCAGUGCUUGGAAAACUGAAUAAAAACCUGUCCAUAAAUGGCUUUCAAAGGAAUGCAGAUUCAAAUUGUUAUUGUGGAACAGAGGAUGAGACUGUGUUGCCAAAGUGCCCUCGUAUUAAUAAACGUAAUAAAUUGAUUGGGAGUAACUGGACUUUUGACCUUGCCAUGAACAAUGGUUGUAAUGACAGGUGUGUACCAGAAUAUUUUAGAGAAGAGUUGCAAUAUUCUGAUAGUAGGGAACAAGAAACAGUUUGUUAUACUUGUCAAAAAUGCAGCAAAUGUUACAGACCACUGAGCACUCUUCAAGCAUUAGGCAAAGAUUGUGAAUCUCAUGACAAUGUUAAAACGAAUUGUACGAAAAGAGUACAGCUUGAAAAAAAGGAUCUUUAUAGGAAAGAAAGUAGAGACAGAGAUAAGGUUAAUGUGGCAUCUAUAAGGUUGGACUGGGAAGACGUCAGUAUGGAUGAUUUAGAAGGAUUGUCCUGUGGAGUUAUCGUGGCUACUGGUAAAUAUUAAGCUAUGAUUAAUAAUAAAUUGGUACAAAAUAUAGCAAUAAAAUGGUGUAACAUUGUUGCAUCAUAAGCUCUAAAGCAUUAUAAAUGGGGAAUGUAUAGUACUCAAUUACACAAUGUACACAUGCUCUGGGCCCAGUUGUUCAAAGCCUGAUUAGUGCUAAUCCUGGGUUAACUCUUAAUAAGACCUAUAGAGUUAAUCCUGGAUUAGCGCUAAUCCAGCUUUGAACAACCCGGCUCUGAGUACUGUUUACAGUAACACUUAAAUUGGUGUCCAUUGUGUUUAAUGUGUAAAUCAUCCAAUCAUGGUGCUUUGUCACAGUUACUGUCAAUUAUGGCAUGUUGUGCAUGCAGUACAGCUAUGCAUUUGCAAUAUCAUUUCCCACUGAUACCAAAACCACUUUGACAAUAUUUAUUAAUAUAUCUUGUUGUGUACACAGUGAUCUUGAUGUGUAGGGCUUGAAAUAAUGGUAUGUCGGUCACUGGUCAUGAUGACCAACCAAAUUAAUUUUAACUCAGUCAUACCUUGUUUCUGGCUCAACACUACCAAAUCCAAAACCAGUCUGGUCAAAAUGACUAGCAAGACAAAGAUUUGACCAGACAAGUUCCAAUUCUGGCCAUAUAUUGUCCAAUUACUGGUUGUUAUUUUAAGCCAGAUGAGUGGUUCAUACUAUGAUUAAUAUCAUUCUGUGACUUACAACUACGCAAAUGUUGCACAUUAAGCUCAUUGUCGUUGGACCAUUAUUAAGAAAUGAAUAUUUUUUGUCAGGAUUUGUCACCUCAGUAUGUGACAGAUGGCAGGUACAUAGCCUUUUGUUUGCCGACUGCUUAUUCCUUUGAUUGCAGGUUCAAGGACACUGACAAUAGGCCUCUAUAGCUUGGGGGUAAGGUUUUCCCAUUUAAGACCAAAUGCCUUUCCCAAGUCAGAGUAUCGUUUCUUUGUUUAAAGGUUGCACAUGAGAAGGCAUAGAAUAUGGAUACAACUCAAACAAAGAAUUUUAUUCCCAAGGGAAUGAUACAUGGUCUGAAAUGAGAAAACAUU